Thelazia callipaeda (thelaziosis nematode) is the source of this 1032-nucleotide messenger RNA. The record is from the annotation of a GenBank genome assembly. Lineage: Eukaryota; Metazoa; Nematoda; Chromadorea; Rhabditida; Thelaziidae.
AUGCCUGUGCACACCCAUUCCGUCACUCAAGAUUAUCGAAUCAGCCGACAAGUGCUUGGUGUGGGAAUCAAUGGCAAAGUAGUAGGAUGUGAAAAUCGAAAAACUGGCGAGAAAUUUGCUUUGAAAGUUCUUCGCGAUGUUCCAAAAGCUCGCAGAGAAGUAGAACUUCAUUAUGCUGCUAGCAAUCACAAAAAUAUCGUCCGAAUUUUCGAUGUUUACGAAAAUACGUACCAUCACGUGAAAUGCUUGCUUGUUGUGAUGGAAUGUAUGCAAGGGGGUGAACUCUUCACACGCAUACAGCAAAGAGCACAAUCAGCUUUUACGGAGCGUGAAGCUGCUCAAAUAAUGACAGAAAUCUGUUCAGCAGUUGCUCAUUUACACUCCUUAAACAUUGCACAUAGAGACAUAAAACCAGAAAACUUACUGUUCAGCUGCGAUGGACCAUCUGGUGUUUUGAAAUUAACGGAUUUUGGUUUCGCGAAACACUUGGAUUCUUCAGAUUCUAGACCACUGGAAACGCCUUGCUACACACCUUAUUAUGCUGCACCCGAAGUUCUUGGUCCGGAGAAGUACGAUAUGUCAUGUGAUAUGUGGUCCAUUGGUGUUAUCAUGUAUAUUCUUUUAUGUGGUUUCCCACCAUUUUUCUCAGCUAAUGGCUUACCUAUGUCGCCAGGAAUGAAAAAUCGUAUCAGAGCGGGUAAAUAUGCUUUUCCGUCACCUGAAUGGGAUCGUGUUUCUGAAGCAGCGAAGGAUCUGAUCAGAAAAUUGUUGCGUACUGAUCCAAGUGAACGUUUCACAAUUGAGCAAACCAUGAAUCAUAAGUGGGUAACUCACUACAAAAAAGUUCCUGAGACUCCUCUUUUCACCGCUUCAGUGCUUGAAGAAGAAAAAUCAUUAUGGGUAGAAAUGCAAGAUGAAAUGGAAAUGACUCUAGCGACAAUGCGUGUGGGAAAUGAAGAUAUUCAUAUUAAAAAUUUGAAAGAUUCAAAUAAUCGUUUGUUGGACAAACGUCGUAACAAAAAUAAACGAUAA